AUGGACGAGGCUUUGGGCAUCAUCCUGCGCCUCUUCACCGAGGACGAGCCCAUCACCUACAAGAGCGAUUGGUUCGAGCUUCGCGAGGCCAUGCUGCAACUGCGGCCCUACCAGCGCCCCUACAUGCCCCUGUCGGUGGCCUCGGUGCAGUCCCCGGCCGGCGUCGCCAUGGCCGGAAAGUAUGGAGCUUCGGUUCUGACUAUCACCGUUCCCCGCGACCCGUCGGCAGGCCCGUCCAAUCUCAAGGGUCUCUGGGACAUCGCCGAAAACUCAGCGGCAGAACACGGCCAGACGGUUGAUCGCCACGAAUGGCGCCUGGCCGUUCCCUGCUACCUGGCUGAUGACCGGGACCAAGCCCUUGAGGAAGUCAAAAUGGGCGCGGGCCGUUACCUCCGCGAAUACUCUGAGGGUACCAAUGGGCGCAAGGCAGCCUUUGAUGGCCCGCUGGAAGGUGUUGCAGAGUUCAUGAGGGACAACGGUUCCUGGAUUAUCGGUACACCCGACGACUGUAUCGAAAGCCUCAACCGCCUUGCCGAGCAGAGCGGCGGUUACGGCGGUUUCCUGGUCCAGACGAUUGACUGGGCGCCCCGUGAGAAAAUGUUGCACAGCUUUGAGCUGAUGGCCCGCUACGUCAUGCCCCACUUCCAGGGUUCCAUCAGGAGCGUCGCCGCCUCAAACCGUUGGGCCGCCGAACGCCAGGAACUCUUGGUUGGCGGCAGGGUGAGGGCCAUAGAGCGGGCCCACCAGGUAUAUGGCGAAAGGCAGGGCCCCGGCUCCCCGCAGAACGGAUCCGGACAAAACGGGUCCGGCCAGGAGAGCGUUGCGGAGGCCAAAGAAGAGGUUCCGAAACCGCAACCCGCGUCCAGCGGGUAUGGCCAGCCACAACAGUCCCUCAGCAAGGGACCCAAGACCCCGGAAGGCGAGUUUGAACUUCCCAUCCUUGAAGUCCUGUUCGACUUGGGGGGCAAGGGUUCCACCGAAGCAGUGCUGGCCGGAAUAGAGGCCAUGAUCGGAGGCUACUUCAAGGAUGUCGACCGGCAGCCAUCAGCAACAGGCGAAAUCAACUGGCGCCAAUCGGCCGAGUCCGCUCGUCAAACGCUGGCAAGUUUCGGCUUGGUCCGGGUAAACGCCGACGGAGAUGCCUGGGAACUAACCGAAGAAGGCAAGAGGGAAGCAGCCAAAGCCAAGAUUUAG
Messenger RNA from Geodia barretti, 1194 nucleotides. The record is from the annotation of a GenBank genome assembly. Lineage: Eukaryota; Metazoa; Porifera; Demospongiae; Tetractinellida; Geodiidae.